AUGGCUUCAUUUUCAAUAGAAGAAUUCAUUGGAAAUGGAGUUUUGAAGGAGUUGCUCCCAAAACUGUUGGAUGAAGGCUGGGACGAUGUGCCAACACUGAAGAUUAUGGACUCGGACGACAUGAACUCAAUAAAAAUGACACAACGGCAAAAGGACUCAAUUGGAAUAAGGUCAUACCUGCACGAUCGCGGAUUGAUGCAAUAUGCAGAUAAGCUAGAGGCUAGUGGAAAAAAUCUGCCAGAGCUUAUGAGUUUAAGCAGCACGGAUCUUUCUGCUCAGUUUGACAUGAAGAGAGGCCAUAUUGUCCGUUUCGUAGACAGAACAAAAUGUGAUGAUUCCUUUAAGUUACGGGCAAUUAUGGCUAGGAGAAGAAGUAGCAUGAUGUAUAGACAUGAAAGCAUCUCAAAGAGUCUUGCAUCUAACGGGUCCAGUAGUAUGAUGAGAAUGCAAAUUAGAAGUAAUACAAUUACUACUGAUAGAUCAAUUGAACAAUCACUUACUGAGCUGAAGAUUAAAGAUGGAUAUGUGUUUAAAGGAAUUGUGGCUUCUGAACCAGCUGAGCCUAGAGCAUGUGGCUGUGUGCAACCUCCUCCGGUCAGUGACCAAGUUGCUCCUUAUGCUGCUCUUGAAAAUAUUUCAGUUCAGAAACUAACUCCAGAGUAUAAGAUAGGGAUGGAACCAUUGGUGAAAAUGAAGACACCUCCAAUGAAAGCUGCAGAACUGUGGCGAGACAAACCAGCUAUUUUCCUUUGUCUCCGACGACCAGGGUGCAUCAUGUGCAGAGCAGAUGCGCAUAAGCUCUUCUCCAGGAAACCCAUAUUUGAUGCACUAGGAGUUCAACUAUUUGCAGUUGUUCAUGAAUACAUGGAGGCAGAGAUAAAAGAUUUCUGGCCACGAUAUUGGGGUGGCGUUGUACUUUUCGAUCGGGGUAGGGAUUUCUUCAAAGCUCUUGGAGGGGGGAAAUUGCACAAAGAGAAGUUUUUCUCGGGAUUUUUGCUGAACCCCCGAGCAAUUGCCAAUUACAAGCGUGCAAAAGCUACAGGAUUUGAAAAAAACUUUAGAGGGGAAGGAGAAAUAAAGGGUGGACUCUUCAUACUAGGGAGUAGAAAGACUGGCAUUGCUUACCAAUUUAUUGAGAGGAACUUUGGUGAUUGGGCACCUCCAGCUGAAGUCAUUGAGAUUUGUACCCAGUUGCAGAAACAACAGCAAGGUCAAAGUGUACUAGAGCUACCUUGAAAGGAAACAGUGACUGCACAUAUUGCAUGUGUACUCACUACAAUUAUGUUCCUUGAAAUAAUUCCAUCUCCGUUACAGUCUUUGUACAACUUAUUAAUAUGAAAGUCAGCAGUUUCUCAU
Vicia villosa (hairy vetch) is the source of this 1356-nucleotide messenger RNA. RefSeq lists its product as uncharacterized. The transcript is spliced from 5 exons. NCBI's taxonomy places the organism in Eukaryota, Viridiplantae, Streptophyta, Magnoliopsida, Fabales, Fabaceae. The record is from RefSeq and is a predicted model, not a curated record. The coding region runs from base 1 to 1236 and encodes 411 amino acids. Gene Ontology annotation, molecular function: antioxidant activity.